AUGGAUCAAGAUGCGAUUGAUUUCAUUGAAAAUAUUGAUUCAACUUCUCAAUCAUUAAUGGAAUAUACUCAUCCGGGUGUAACAUGUUUACUUGAUUUACCCAAUGAAAUUUUACUUCAGAUUUUUCGUUAUUUAUCAUUGCCAUCUAUUUUUCAUUCAUUUUCAACAUCAUCACAACCUGAAUUACGUCCUCAUCGUUUGAUUCAUGCUUAUUAUAACAAGAUGAAAUUAGAUGGAAUAAUAAACAAUGAUUACAUUGAUUUAGCAAAUUUAUUUUCGGAUUCGAAUAUUUAUUUUCGACCCCAAUCAUUAAUAUUAAAUAAUAAAAAUGUCAAUUGUAUUAUACAACGUUUUCUUGCUUAUACGGACAUUAAUAUAAUCAAAUCCAUAUUUGCUCAUUUACGAUAUCUUACAUUAAUAGAUUGUUCUUCUUCAGAUCUGCGAAGAAUUCAAAGAUAUAAUGUAGAUAUGACACAUAUGGAAUAUUUACAUAUUGUUAUUCGAACGAUUGAUGAAGAUCUUGAUUUCUUAUUGGACGACUCAUGUGAUGCAGCAAUCAAUCAAUUUUUAUUCGGUACACAAAUCUCUUCGUUACAUGAAGUUAUUAUUCAUACUCCUUAUGGACUUAUGUUACAUAAUUCAUUAGUACCUAAUGAAUCUCUUCGUCAUAUUGAUAUAGCUCUACAAAGUAUCGAUGACUUAUAUAUAUUACUCGAUGGACUUGUACCUAAUGUAGAAAAAUUGAUUGUUCAAUUGCGUGAUUCACCAAGACUCCCUGGUUGCUAUUAUAAGAGGAGUAUGUCAACAUGUUCUCAACUAACUGAAUUUACAUUAUUAGAAGAUGACACAAGAUUUCUAACUAAUCAUAUUAAACGUAUUUUUGAUUAUAUGUCUGCUUUGAUUAAAUUAACAUUGAGUAUUCGUGAUACACUUGAUUCAAAAUUUAUUAAUGGUCCUAAAUUUGAAUCAAUAUUAAUUAAAUAUUUACCAAAUCUUCGUCAAUUUAAUUAUACAGUCACUCGGAGAAUUUCUAAGAAAAAAUGUUUUAAAGAUUUUAUUCAAUGGCCAAUGGAUGUUGUGUAUUAUAAAGAUGAAAAAAU
Adineta steineri is the source of this 1100-nucleotide messenger RNA. The record is from the annotation of a GenBank genome assembly. NCBI's taxonomy places the organism in Eukaryota, Metazoa, Rotifera, Eurotatoria, Adinetida, Adinetidae.